AUGCAACUGAACAAGUGCCUCAUCCUUCUGGCCACUUGCGCCACUACAGCCUUCUCUGUUGCCGUCCCCGAUGCCGCUGCCGCUGACGAGUGCAGCAACCUCGGCGGCGUCAUGUCGAUGGAGGCCGACAAGCUCCCUGAGGGUGUUAGCCUCUCCGAUCUUCGCAAGUGCGUUGAGCACCCCCACGGCCGCGAGCGUUUCCUCGACGAAGCCUCUCUGGCUCCAUUUGAGGAAGCCGAUGCUCCCUCCGGUGAAAAAAAAACUUCAACUGAGAUUGAGGCUGGUGGCCUGGAGGAGCGAGCUGCUGACGCGUGCUACACUGCUGCGCCUUACGGCUGCUCGAAGGGUUACUGCUGGAAGACUUGCGGUGACAAUGGUCAAUGGUGCUGGACUGCGUACAAGGCCGGGCUGGGCAGCUGGAUUAAAUGCAGUACAUACAAUGACUGCGGGACUACAACCUACGCCUGUGGCAGGGGUGUCGUUUUGAAAAUGCCAAUCUACACCCUCCACACGGAUGAGAACGGGUUGAAUGCAUUCGACUUUAUUAACUCCAUAACACUCCUACACAGCCAAACCUUCCAGACCGAACGCGCUGAAGUUCGAGUGGAAGUCGUUGUAGCCCCAAGAUUCAACGGGAAUCAAAGCCGUCAUACGGUCAGCGUGGAACGACAUGGAGGAAUAGGGUUUCAGCCCUCUGCUGGUCGAAGUGGAAUGAAAAAGACAACGGAGUAUCUCACUGUACAAAUCGAUUUCCGGGGCUCAGCAGCGCUGUGGGAAGCGUAUUGUACAAGACUUGUCCGCUUACGGCCAUCAAUCCGGUCAAUUUACCUUCAGAAAUUGGAGUUUGAGUUUGAAAGAAGAGAUCCAAAUUACACGGGAAAGAUUAUAACCCCGCCAAGAGAAGAUUCUCAGGCCUCUGCUGCUUUUUCUUCACCACCGCCGCCAGUGAACGAUGAGCCGCUUCCGCCAUAUCAGUCGUGA
Penicillium mononematosum is the source of this 981-nucleotide messenger RNA. RefSeq lists its product as uncharacterized. Bases 1 to 981 code for a protein of 326 amino acids. NCBI's taxonomy places the organism in Eukaryota, Fungi, Ascomycota, Eurotiomycetes, Eurotiales, Aspergillaceae. The transcript has 3 exons. The record is from RefSeq and is a predicted model, not a curated record.